Jaculus jaculus (lesser Egyptian jerboa) is the source of this 1917-nucleotide messenger RNA. RefSeq names its product FAM3 metabolism regulating signaling molecule A (gene Fam3a). The record is from RefSeq and is a predicted model, not a curated record. NCBI's taxonomy places the organism in Eukaryota, Metazoa, Chordata, Mammalia, Rodentia, Dipodidae. The coding region runs from base 499 to 1239 and encodes 246 amino acids. The transcript has 10 exons.
UCCCCGGGCCGCCAUUGUCGCGCCGGCCGGGCUGCUCUGCGCAUCUCCAGAACGAGACCACCUUCCAGACCCGGGAACUCUCUGAUCGAACCCGCGUCUCCAAAUGGCCAAAGUCCUUGGCCAGUCUGGUGGCUGUCACCACCUUUGAGAGGGACCGGCCCGAGCCCCAGGCCUCGUACUAGGGGUCGGAGUGCGGGAGAACCACUUCUGCGUUCCAGUCCUGGAGGCUUCUAGGAUAGCCAGAUUGAGAGCCGCAACGGGUUCCCAAGGCCUUCCUGGCCAGCCUGGGCUUCUCCCAGCGCUCCCGAAGAACCUGGCCGGGCGUUUGAAAGAACAAGUCCGAGCACCCAUCGCGCCCGACCCUCAGGCCAGGCGUCCAGCACAGGCUUGCCCCUGACUCCCACCCAAACCUACUCUUCUGUUUUGUUACCCCCCAGAGCGCACGGUCCCCCCAAAAGUGCACCUGCCAGCGGUCCCAACCCAGCGGGAGAAGUGGACAUGAGAUUAGCAGGUCCCCUGCGCAUCGUGGCCCUGAUCAUCACCGUGGGUCUCACCUGGAUCUUAGUCACCAUUCUCCUGGGUGGGCCUGGUGGCGGCUUUCCUCGAAUCCAUCAGCUCUUCGCCAGCCCAGAGAACUCAGUGACUGCAGGGUCUUCCACUGAACCCGGAGCCAUUUUUCAGUUAGACUGGCUGACAGAACCACGGACCAGGAAGUACAAGUGCGGUCUGCCCCAGCCAUGUCCUGAGGAGCACCUGGCCUUCCGCAUGGUCAGCGGAGCUGCUAAUGUCAUUGGACCCAAAAUCUGCCUUGAGGACAAGAUGCUCAUGAGCAGCGUCAAAGACAAUGUGGGCCGUGGGCUGAACAUUGCCCUAGUGAAUGGAGUCAGUGGUGAGCUCCUUGAGGCCCGAGCCUUCGACAUGUGGGCCGGAGAUGUCAAUGAUCUGUUGAAGUUCAUCCGGCCACUACAUGAAGGCACCCUAGUGUUUGUGGCAUCCUAUGAUGAUCCAGCUACCAAGAUGAACGAAGAGACCAGGAAGCUUUUUACUGAGCUGGGCAGCAGGAAUGCCAAGGAGCUAGCCUUCCGGGACAGCUGGGUGUUUGUAGGGGCCAAGGGUGUGCAGAACAAGAGCCCCUUUGAGCAGCAUGUGAAGAACAGUAAACACACCAACAAGUACGAGGGCUGGCCCGAGGCACUGGAGAUGGAAGGCUGCAUCCCCCGAAGGAGUGUGGCCAGCUAGCACAGCUGAGCUCUGGGACCAGGCCAAGGGAGGCAGCACGGCACCAGUGCAGAGCGGAGGCCUUGCCCCGUGCCUGGGCAGGAGACUCCCUGGCCCCGACACAUCAGCGCUCCGAGGUGGUAACCAGAUAGCCUCAAGGUGAUGGGGGCCUUAGGGCUGGCCCAUUGUGCUGUCAGGGAGCCCAAGUACCCUUCUCCUUGUUUACCUAAAGCUGAUCCUAGGGUCAGUUCCCACCUAGCCCUUUUCUUGGCCACUCGUGUUAUCUCCUAGUUCCUAAGUGCCACCAGAGGCACUUCCAGUCCUGAGUGCCUGCCUCCUAUCCUGUAGCAGCCACAGGGCAGGGCAGACUAUCUUCUAGAACCUCCCUCUUCCAGAAGUACUCAGUGCACUGUUAUCCAACCCGGUUUUCACUGUAUUCUUUUCAGUGAGCCAAACCAAGUGGCCACUGCAGCAAGCACUACUGCUUCCUGCCUUGCUCUCACAAGGAGCAGGCUGGCUUCAGGUGGCCAGCUAGCUGUAGCCUGAUUAAAAAAAAAUCCCUAAUGAAAUGUAUGACAGUAUGCAGUUUGUCAGACGGCCCACCUUCUUUCUUUCCCUCUCUCUCUAUUGCUAUCUCUUAGAUGGCCUCUUAAUAAACUGAUCACCCACAACAAAAUAAAGUACAUUCACAUGUUCUCA